UUUACAACGCCAGGACGACAAUCAUGGCUUCGAUGGCCCUUCGUGAACAAGCGUUACGGUUGAUGAGGCUUGUCGGAGCGGCAUCAUGUAGAUGUCCUGCUCACUCUCAAAACUUCUCACCAGUACCAAGACUAUCAUCUAUUGCGAAAGAUCAUGUGGAACCGGAAUGUGCUUUUGAGGUGGCCAAUUCCAGCAUUAGAUAUGGUGAAGGAGUUACAAGGGAAGUUGGCAUGGACUUUGAAAACCGUGGGUUGAAGAAAGUUUGUGUGGUCACAGAUCAAAAGUUGGUGACUUUGCCGCCUGUCAAAGAAGCUAUUGAAUCCCUUGAAACCAACAAAGUCAAAUAUGAACUUUUUUAUGAAGUUAGAAUUGAGCCAACUGAUGCGAGUUUUAAGGCUGCCAUUGACUUUGCCAAGCAGGGUGAAUUUGAUUCUUUUCUGGCCAUUGGUGGUGGCUCUGUGAUUGACACAGCCAAAGCAGCCAAUCUUUAUCUUUGUCAUCCAGAAAAUGAAUUCUUGGAUUUCGUGAAUGCACCUGUCGGUAAAGGAAUGCCAAUUGACAAGCCUUUAAAGCCUCUUAUAGCAAUUCCAACCACAGCUGGAACAGAGAGGGUUCAGGGUGCAAAAAGACUGUUACUGGAGAGUGAUCUGAAGCUCUCUGCUCUUCCAGCCCCUCCUCCACCAACCUCCGGACAAAGCAGUGGAUCACAUCCAUGGAGGAGCCGUUGUCAUGCUAUCGAGUCAUACACAGCCAUACCUUAUCAGAAGAGAGGUCCACGCCCUCCUAACCCCAAUAUGCGGCCAGCGUACCAGGGCAGUAACCCUGUAAGUGAUGUUUGGUCCAAACACGCUCUCGGUAUUGUUGCUAAGUACUUGAAAAGGUCAAUUAAGGACGCGAGUGACCUCGAAGCUCGCUCCAAUAUGCACCUAGCAAGUGUUUACGCAGGAGUGGGAUUUGGAAAUGCCGGUGUUCAUCUUUGUCAUGGAAUGUCAUAUCCCAUCUCCGGCCUCGUAAAGUCCUACAAAGCCAAAGACUACGAGGUCGACCAUCCCCUUGUGCCGCAUGGUUUGUCCGUAAUAAUGACGUCACCAGCAGUGUUCCGCUUCACUGCACCCCCUUGCCCCGAAAGACAUUUGGAGGCUGCGCAGAUUCUCGGUAAGCUUUAUUAUGUCAUACGGGUUAAGGUUAAGGUAAUUAUUCCUUGUGUUACCAUCAAGAAAAGAGUGAACACUGCUGCUGGUGAAUACCAGUCCGCGACACACAAUGCCAAAGAUGUGCGGUAUUUCACCAGAACACUGCGUACAAACCUGUUUGACCAGCUUUCAAAGAAGAGACCCUGCUGUAUUAUGUGUUGUGGACGCUCGAUGUUGCACAAUGCACAACAUGAAAUGAGUUGGGACUUACUUCUACUUGCAAUGCAGCUUUAUAGUAACUCGGGAGAGCCGAGAGAUGAGAAGUAG
This is a messenger RNA of Stylophora pistillata, 1460 nucleotides long. RefSeq names its product hydroxyacid-oxoacid transhydrogenase, mitochondrial. NCBI's taxonomy places the organism in Eukaryota, Metazoa, Cnidaria, Anthozoa, Scleractinia, Pocilloporidae. Gene Ontology annotation, cellular component: mitochondrion. Gene Ontology annotation, molecular function: metal ion binding; alcohol dehydrogenase (NAD+) activity. The record is from RefSeq and is a predicted model, not a curated record.